Molecule: messenger RNA, 4564 nt
Organism: Musca domestica (house fly)
Lineage: Eukaryota; Metazoa; Arthropoda; Insecta; Diptera; Muscidae
Product: 85/88 kDa calcium-independent phospholipase A2-like
Exons: 14
Coding region: 400-3069 (889 amino acids)
Biological process (GO): lipid metabolic process; positive regulation of ceramide biosynthetic process
Cellular component (GO): mitochondrion
Molecular function (GO): protein binding
Source: RefSeq, a predicted model, not a curated record
UUUGCUCAUAUCUGUAAUAGAAGUUUUUCGGCUUAACUACGUACUUGUUUAAGCAAGCUAUUUAUUUCUAGACAAAUCGCGAAACAAUUUCAAAUAUUUAAUAAGCAGCGUUACUUUAAUGCAAUUGUUAACGAAUCUAAAAAAGAUUUAACAAAUAGAAGAAUUAAAUUGAGAGUUAAGAUCCAUUUUAUAACGCAGCAAACGUUAUAGAAAACAGGAAGUGAUUGAAGUGAAACCAAAAGAAAAAAUAACCAGAAAAAGCCACACCGACAAAGCCUUGAAAAAUGUUUAAUGAUUUCAUAAAUAAUUAACAACAAAUUUUAAUUGACUAACUGAUUUGAUAUACCAUUUGGCGUGGAUUUGUAAAGUAUCCACAAACGGAUCAUCAAAUAUUUCAAAAUGUCCUGGAUGACUUUCGGUGUUAUCGCUGGCAGUUUCGCUCUACAACGCUUACUGGGCGCUGAUUAUCCGCCCAAUAAAGUUUUAGAAAUAAAAAGUGAAUCUCUGGGAAUUUUACAAAUAGUAGCCCGCGAUGAAGCCAUGGUCCUGUAUGCACCACCCUUUAAUUCCAACGAUAAGAAAACCUAUGAAAUAGUUCUGCAAAGGCCACACACCGACUCCAAUACAACUUCAUUCAGUUUAUUUCGCUCACCAUCUCAAAAAGAGGCUGAAGACAAAUUCAAUGCUUUCUUACAUCGAUUACCUCUGUUUGUGUCCAUAGUAAAAGAGUUUUACAAUGUCAAUGGCCUGCAAAAAUUAUGUGACAUUUUGUCCGAUAAUCCAUCGUGGUCCAUUACCCAUUUGGUGGCAUAUUUUAAUUUAGUAGACUAUAUUAGUCAUCCGAAAGUGCUACAAUUCAUUGAUUAUGCUGAUCAUACCAAUUACAUGUCGCCAUUUCAAUUAGCAGUUAAAACUGGCAAUAUAGAAAUGGUGAAAGCUCUAUUGCCUCUUUGUAAAAUGGAGCAUUUGGACAACAACAGCAACUCAGUGUUUCAUUAUGCCGCUAGUACAACAAAAGAAAUCUUAAAUAUUCUUAUAGAAAAGAGCACCGUGAAUCUUAACCACAUUAAUUCCGAUGGAUACACACCAUUGCAUUUGGCUUGUCUUUCUGACAAGCCGGAGUGUGUCAAAGCACUACUGCUUGCCGGCGCUGAUGUCAAUAUCGAAGCCAAAAAUAUCAGUAAAUUAUAUAAAACCUCAACACCGACGUCGGUUGCAGAGUUUCUCAAGCAAAACGCAAACAAACUAUAUACCCAAGACAUGAAAUUCGGAGGUAGCCCGUUGCACUGGUGUUCAUCGAGAGAGACUUUGCAUGCAUUAAUAAUGCAAGGAUGUAAUGUUAAUGCCACAAAUUUCGAUGGUCGAACAGCAUUGCAUGUUAUGGUCGCUCGCAAUCGUUUCGAAUGUGUUGUUACCCUCUUGGCUCACGAUGCUGAUAUUGAUGUCGUUGAUAAAGAUGGCAAGACACCACUUCAUAUUGCCAUUGAACAAAAAUUAGUGAAUAUAGUACAGUGUUUAGUUGUAUUUGGCUGUGAUAUAAACAAGAAGAAUCAAGAUGGGGUAACACCACGACAUAUGGUAGGUAGCGAUGCAAGCGGAAGUAAAACGGACGAAAUCCUAUAUAUUCUACAUUCUGUGGGAGCCAAAAGAUGCACCGAUCCAAAAAGUAAAUGUCCCCCCGGCUGUCAUCCAAGUGGAACAUAUAAUGGCAUACCACCAGAAGCCCCCGAAUCUGUAGAGAAACGCGAACACAUUGAAAAUAUGUUAGCUUCCACCAGUCGACAGUCUGCUGUUGGAAUGUUGGCUAAUGCUGCGAAUGGUUUCCUCAAUGACAUGAAAGAACCUCCAGUUGUAGUUAAUACGGAAAAGGUUGAAAAAGGUCAAAGUAUUAUGGAUGCUCUACUGGCAAUGUUCAAAGUAAAUGCCGAUUCAAAAAAAGGUUCUCCCACUGGCAGCAUGGACAAUGUAAAUUCAAUCGAGGGCGAAGAAGCUACCUCCAUUAAAGGUUCACCUGAAGCUACUUCUUCAAAUCUUUCUUUACAUUCGGCUAUUUCCCACCAGAAAGGUGAAAAACCUUAUGGUCGUGGACGGCUGCUAUGCUUGGAUGGUGGUGGCAUACGUGGUUUGGUCCUUGUACAAAUUCUUUUAGAAAUUGAGAAAAUAUCCCAAACACCUAUUGUCCAUUUGUUCGAUUGGAUUGCUGGAACUAGCACAGGAGGCAUAUUGGCAUUGGGUCUUGGUUGUGGUAAAACCAUGCGCCAAUGUAUGGGCUUGUAUUUGCGCAUGAAAGAACAAUGUUUUGUUGGAUCCCGGCCUUAUCCUAGUGAAAAUUUUGAAUCAAUUUUGAAAGAUAAUCUAGGCGAAUUUACUGUUAUGACUGAUAUUAAACAUCCCAAAGUAAUGGUCACCGGGGUGAUGGCCGAUCGGAAACCAGUAGAUCUUCACUUAUUCCGCAGUUAUCAGUCUGCCAGCGAUAUUUUAGGCAUUGUUACGCCCAUAACAAAUCGUCGCAUUCCGCCACCUGAUCCUAAAGACCAACUUGUAUGGAGAGCAGCACGUGCCACUGGUGCCGCUCCAUCAUACUUUAGAGCUUUUGGAAGAUUUUUAGAUGGCGGUCUCAUAGCUAACAACCCCACCUUAGAUGCCAUGACUGAAAUACAUGAAUAUAAUAUGGCUUUACGUAGUGUUGGUCGAGAAAAUGAAGCUGUACCGGUUUCGGUUGUCGUUUCCAUAGGUACAGGAUUAAUACCUGUAACUGAGUUGAAAGAUAUUGAUGUUUUUCGUCCAGAAAGUAUUUGGGAUACAGCGAAAUUGGCAUAUGGAAUAUCAACAAUCGGUAAUUUGCUUGUUGAUCAAGCAACAGCAUCAGACGGAAGAGUCGUUGACCGUGCGCGGGCUUGGUGUAGUACGAUUGGUGUUCCCUAUUACAGAUUUAAUCCCCAACUUUCCGAAGAUAUUGCCAUGGACGAGAAAAAUGAUCAGAAAUUAAUAAAUAUGCUGUGGUGCGCCAAAGCCUAUGUACAUGCAAAUCGAAACAAAAUAAUUGAAAUGAUCAAUACUUUGAAAUAGCAUAUACGACGAAUUUAGACUGCACAUCAUAUAUCAGGCAACGCUUUAUAAGCUGUUUCGAUAUUACAGCGUAUAUUUAUUAUUAUAAUUAUUAUCUAGAAUAACAUUAACGGUAAUUAUAUUAAAUCACACAUAAACGAAGCGUAUUUGAGGGCGGAUAGCGGUCUAAAUUCGUAUUAUUUAUAAAUGAUAUUUUAUCUCAAAUCAAGGAAUUCCAAAGUUUAUUUAUGAAUUUUUCUCAUUUUGAUCAUUUUGAGUUUAAAAUGCUGCGUUAUUUUUUAUUUGCAAAUUUUAUAAAAUUCGAAAUGACCCAUUAGUGUUUUGAUGAGUUAUUUACAAGAGUGAUAAUUUAAUUCAUAACUCCAACUACUUUUUUUAUUGUUCCCCUUUAAUACACUUAAUUUUUGUGUUUUCAUAUGGUUAUUCAAUUGCUCUGUUUCAGAACCAGCAAGAAUCUACUAGGUUUGCAAUUGCGUUCCAUAUCAUAAAGGAAAAAAAUAGAUUAUCAUAGUAACAUGUCUAGACUCUUGCAGGUUCUGCAACAGAGCACGUAAACAUUAGAAGGACGCAAAAUGAAUCAUUAAUCGGUCGAUUCAAGAAACAUUCUGUACAUUAUAUAUAUGUACUUGCUAAGUUAUUUUUUCGAACUUGAGCCAACGAAUUAUGGCUUCAUUAUAUAUUGCUACCAAGGUUAUGUUACGUUGUCGGUUGCUUCCACCAACGUUGUGGCCACCAAAUCGGGUUGUCGAUAGCUAGCUUGUUAUCUGAGUGUCUUUUUUAUUAUUGGGCAACUAAAAAAUAAACAAAGAGUUAUAAAUUUUAAAUUUUCGGUAUUUCUAGCAAGAUCUUGAAUGUUCACAUAAAUGCUCUGUUCCAGUAUCUGCAAUUAUCGUCUACUUUUACCAUUUUCUUCGAUAUCAUAAAGGAAAAAUCGUUUAUCGUAGUAAAAACUUUUAUAUUCUAGCAUUUCUGGAACAGACCAAAAAUAUAGAUACAAUUAGGAAUUAUUAUAAAUAUUAAAAAAAUGAAUUUCAAUCAUAAAUAUUUUCCUUAAAAUUAUGAGCAGCAACAACUUCCAUUUCACCAAUCAAUGUUAGCCACAUCGGUGAUCACUCAACGAUAGUUGCUUUUAUAUUUCAAGCCAUUUCGUUGAAUGUUGUGUUUCUUAAGAAUCAUUUCACCAAAGAAGCUAUUUCCAAAAAAGGAAUGUGAAAUAACGUUUCGCAAAAAUAUAAUAUAUUUUUUCAAUUAUGUGAUUUCGAACAUUAUAAUUGAUAUGUCAGAACGUCCGAUGUGCUCACAAUAUUUUGGGCUGUAGAUGGUAUCAUUAAACAAACAAAUUAUCUCCGAUAGUAUAUUAGCAAAUAUUCCAUUUGUUCGCACCCUAAAUGUAUUAACCUAUAUUCGCGUUGCUUUAUUGGUUUGUAACCUUUUAGUUCAUGUAUGGAUUUCAUUGAAUAAAAUUAAUAUGUUAAUUCUAUGGUACAGAUAAAAA